CUGCAAUUCUUUCAGUCUCUGUAGUUGCCAUAAUUUACGCGCGCUGCCAGUUUAAACUAACAAAUUCCAACAGGUGGUCUGGUCCGCAAAUCGCGAUCGUCUCGUUCAAGAAAACGCGACGUUGCAGUUAUCCGAUGAUGGGAAUCUACUUCUUCGUGAUUUCGAUGGCACCCUCGUUUGGUCGAGCAAUACUUCUGGCAAGUCUGUGGUCAGCAUGAACCUGACCGAUACAGGAAGUCUCGAACUUGUUGAUCAAAAUAAUGUAUCAGUUUGGUCCUCAGUCGAUCAUCCAACAGAUUCUUGGGUCCUCGGCCAAACUCUACGUCAAGGGCAACGGCUAAUCGCCAAUACAUCAGCAACAAACUGGACCCAGGGUCAGUUUUAUCUCAGCAUUACUGCUGGUGGUUUUGCUACUUAUGUUGAUUCUAAUCCUCCACAACUUUAUUACCAAACUGGAGUACAGGGGACUAAAUCUCGGAACAAAUCGACAUACAUAACGUUCACAAAUGGCAGUUUGGCAGAUAUGGGAGCGCUCGUCACUCAUGCUUCAUCGGUUCAGUAUAUGAGACUGGAGUCUGAUGGGCAUUUGAGGCUCUAUGAAUGGGGAGGGACGGGUUGGAAUCGAUUAGGUGAUGUUUUAAAUGUUUUUCCGGAUGAAUGUCAAUACCCUACAGUUUGUGGAGAGUAUGGGAUUUGCUCGAAUGGUCAGUGUAGUUGUCCAAGUGUGAAAAAGGAUGCAACAUUUUUCAGGCAAGUUAAUGAGAGACAGCCUGACCUUGGUUGUUCUCUUGUGACUCCUUUGUCCUGCCAAUCGAACCAAAAACAUACGUUUUUACCGCUCAACAAUAUCUCAUACUUCAAUUAUAUUGACCCUGAUGCUGUGGCCAUUGAACAUACAAAUGAAGAGAUCUGCAAGCAAGCUUGUUUGAUGAACUGUUCGUGUAAGGCUGCACUUUUUCAGUACGGUGGGAAUUCCUCGGAUGGUUCUUGUUAUUUACCCUCACAAAUCUUUUCGUUAAAGAGCCAUGAUCCUGAUAUUUAUCACUUCAAUUCAUCUGCCUACGUUAAAGUGCAAGCUGCUCAAACGGUUCCUACUCCUGGUACACCUCAAACUUUACAGAAGAAAAGUGUUGGUGCUGGAGUUAUUGUUGGAUUCUCCAUUGGAGCUCUAUUUGCUGUUUCUGUUGUCACUGGCUUCGUCAUUGUACUUAUAAGGAGGAGGAAGGCUAGAGAACUUGAUGAGGAAGAUCAAUUUGAUAAGGUACAAGGAAUUACGUCGAGAUUUUCAUUUGAGGAGUUGAAGAUCGCAACUGAGAACUUCUGUCAAAAAAUUGGAGGAGGAGGAUUUGGUUCUGUAUUCGAGGGAACAUUGAGUGAUGGCACGAUAGUUGCAGUGAAGAGGCUAGAUGGUGUUGGACAAGGGAAGAAGGAGUUCUUGGCUGAGGUGGAGACAAUUGGUAGUAUUCAUCACGUAAAUCUUGUGAGAUUGAUUGGAUUUUGCGCUGAGAAAUCUUACAGGCUUCUGGUCUAUGAGUACAUGUGCAAUGGAUCGCUCGAUAACUGGAUUUUCCACAGGAUGCAGGAUAAUACACUUGGUUGGCAGAUACGUCGUAGGAUUAUAACUGAUAUUGCCAAGGGAUUGGCAUAUCUCCAUGAAGAAUGCAGGCAGAAGAUUGCUCAUUUAGACAUAAAGCCUCAAAAUAUACUCUUGGAUAAUGAUUUCAAUGCUAAGGUGUCUGAUUUCGGGUUAUCUAGGUUUAUUGAUCGUGAUCAGGCUGAGGUAAUAACCAGAAUGAGAGGGACACCUGGGUAUUUAGCGCCAGAAUGGCUAACAUCUAUCAUUACAGAAAAAGCUGAUGUGUAUAGCUAUGGUGUUGUGAUCAUGGAGAUUAUAUGUGGAAGAAAGAACUUGGAUUAUACUCAGAAAGAAGAAGAUUUUCACCUGAUGAGUUUGCUGCAAGUUAAGGUAGACGAAAAUCGACUGUCAGAUAUGAUCGAUAAUCACAGUGAAGAUAUGCAACAACAUGUGAGUGAAAUAAUCGAGAUAAUGAAACUCGCAAUGUGGUGUUUGCAAAGUGAAUGCAACAAGAGACCAUCUAUGUCAGCAGUGGUGAAGGUUCUAGAAGGAUCGUUAAGUGUUGAAUCUAACAUAGACUAUAACUUUUCAAAUACAGAUCCUCUUGUGUGGCAUAAUGUGAAUAUUGAUACAUCAGCUCCACUUGUACCUUCGAUUUUGUCAGGUCCAAGAUGAAUAUAAUGAAUAUAGAUCGAGGAAGGUAAUUGUAUUUUGUUCGUGUUUUUAAAUUUGUUGUAUUCUUGUAAACCUCAAGGGGUAAUAUAUAUACAGCUACACGUUGAAAUCAAAGUUUGUAAAGGAUGAGCACAAAUCUAGGUUAUUCUUUUGAGCCCUCCUCUGCAUAUUGAAAUAAACUGUGUAACAAAUGCAAAAGAUAUU
This is a messenger RNA of Asparagus officinalis (garden asparagus), 2455 nucleotides long. Its product is annotated as G-type lectin S-receptor-like serine/threonine-protein kinase SD2-5. Gene Ontology annotation, molecular function: ATP binding; protein kinase activity. Gene Ontology annotation, biological process: protein phosphorylation; recognition of pollen. The transcript has a single exon. The record is from RefSeq and is a predicted model, not a curated record. NCBI's taxonomy places the organism in Eukaryota, Viridiplantae, Streptophyta, Magnoliopsida, Asparagales, Asparagaceae. Bases 215 to 2251 code for a protein of 678 amino acids.